This is a messenger RNA of Nelumbo nucifera (sacred lotus), 2728 nucleotides long. RefSeq names its product zinc finger CCCH domain protein. The record is from RefSeq and is a predicted model, not a curated record. Lineage: Eukaryota; Viridiplantae; Streptophyta; Magnoliopsida; Proteales; Nelumbonaceae.
CCUCUUUUGGGUCUGGUUUAUGCUCAAACUUCAACACUAGCAGUAGGGCAUUUUAGUCAUUAUGCAGAAGCCAAUAAAAUGUGUCUUGGGCAAUUUAUAUAAGGCAAGAAGAAACAACAGGGGAGACCGUGGACGAGAAUCUGCAGUUCGAGCGGCUGAGCGAGCACCGAGGUAGAAAUUAGCAAAUGUUUCUAAGACAAAAACUGAUUAAGUUGUAACUUUGAGAACAUUAUGAGUGGUGCUCCCAAAAGAUUGCAUGAGGAUGGAAGCCAUCCUACUAAUUCCAAACACCCACUUGAAGAUAGCACCGUUUUUUCUAAUUCCUCAGGGAAACUAACACAGUCAAUUGCCAAUGAAUAUCAUCCACCCUUUGAACCAGGCCCAGAUGGGCGGUUGGCAAAAGUCCCCCGGAUUGAAUCCUGUGAAGCAGAUAAAAGAUCACCUAUUCUUCCAAUUUAUAGGAUGCCGUCAUCCUCUAAUGAAUCAGCUAUGGACCAUUCACUCACUUCAGAGAACAGGAUGGAAUCUAGAGACUCCAAGGACAACAGAGAUUCCAAGGUUGAGAACAGAGAUAUUAAGGCAGAAGGAAGGGAAUCAUACACCGAAGGAAGGGUGGAUUUUCAAUCUUCCAAAGGUGAAAAAGAUGUAAGGAUAGAAGGUAGAGGAGAUGAUAAUAAAGAAUCAAAACAUGAUAGGGAAGCUCAUGCAGGUUUUAAGGGUGAAAUUAAGAUUGAAAAGGAUAGUUUCACUGCAGGAAGUUCUCACUUGAUUUGGAAAGAACCUAAGGAACACCAUAGAGUAAAAAGACAUCCUGAAGCACUAGAUGAUGGUUUAGAUCCAUGGCGUAUGUCACGGACUAAUCUUCAUGGUCCAAAUGAGAUCAGAAAAGAAGCUUUAACAAAUGAAGAGCGGGAUUAUUUAGAAACACAUGACACUGUUGGGGAGAACAAGGUUGAUCUGAAAUCUGAGGAAAAAUUCAAAGAGAAGGAAAGGAAAAGAAAGGAUGAAAAACACAGAGAUUGGGGAGAAAGGGACAAGGACAGAAAUGAUCGUCGAAACAACUUGCAAGUAGGUAAUGGUGGUAGUGAACGGCCAACAAGAGAAGAAAGAGAAACAGAGAGGUGGGAGAGGGAGAGAAAGGAUAUUCCAAAAGACAAGGAGCGACCAAAGGAGAGGGAAAAAGAUCAUAUUAAGAGGGAAACAUUGAAUGGAGCUGAGAAGGAGGGCUUGCACAAUGAGAAGGAUUUGAUGGAUGGAUCCAUCAAAAUACCUGAACAAGAAAAUCCAGUACUAGAACAGAAAAGACACAAAGAAUUUGAUGGCUGGAAAGGUGCUGAUAGGGAUGCUAAAGAAAGGAGAAAAGAAAGGGAGGCAGAUGUAGAAGGAGAUAGGCAUGAAAAGCGCACUAGGUGUUAUGAUAAGGAACCAGAUGAUGGGUGCAUGGAGGGUGAUGGAGGUACUGAAAGAGAAAGAGAAGUUUUUGGUUAUGGUGUCCAACAGCGUAAGAGAAUGCUUCGGCCAAGGGGUACAACACAAGCAGCUAAUCGAGAACCUCGCUUUCGAUCUCGUUCUCGGGAUAAUGAAGGAUCUCAAGGUAAACCUGAAGUAUCAACUGUCACUUACAAAGUGGGUGAAUGCAUGCAAGAACUGAAAAAAUUAUGGAAGGAGUUUGAGUCAUCCCAAGAAAAUAAAACUGAUGACAGCUCUCAUAAUGGUCCAACUCUGGAAAUUCGAAUACCGGCAGAAUAUGUUACUGCCACAAAUCGCCAAGUUAGAGGUGGCCAAUUAUGGGGGACAGAUAUUUACACAGAUGAUUCGGAUCUUGUUGCUGUUCUUAUGCACACAGGAUACUGUCGCCCAACAGCGUGCCCUCCUCCAUCUGCCAUUCAUGAGUUACGGGCAACCAUUCGAGUGCUACCGCCACAAGAUUGCUAUACAUCCACUUUGAGAAACAAUGUACGUUCUCGUGCAUGGGGUGCUGCAAUUGGUUGUAGUUAUCGUGUUGAAAGAUGCUGCAUUGUUAAGAAGGGUGGCGGUACCAUUGAUCUUGAACCUUGUUUAACUCAUACAUCAGCCGUGGAGCCUACUUUGGCUCCAGUAGCUGUUGAACGGACAAUGACUACAAGAGCUGCUGCAUCGAAUGCAUUGCGACAGCAAAGAUUUGUUCGAGAGGUCACCAUACAGUACAACCUAUGCAAUGAACCUUGGAUUAAAUACAGUAUAAGCAUAGUUGCUGAUAAAGGAUUGAAGAAGCCCCUCUAUACUUCUGCACGCUUGAAGAAGGGAGAAGUUUUGUACUUAGAAACACAUUCAAACAGGUACGAGCUUUGUUUCAAUGGGGAGAAAAUGAUCAGUGCAAACUCUCAGGCAAUGGAAGGAGAGACAGAAAAACAUCAAACUCAUAAUUCACAUGCCCAAAAUGGUGAAAGAAGUGUGGACCGUGAAACAAUGACUGUCAAUGUAUUUCGGUGGUCUCACUGUAAGAAACCCCUUCCCCAAAAAGUCAUGAGAACAAUCGGUAUCCCACUGCCCCUUGAACAUCUGGAGGUAUUGGAGGAGAAUCUCGACUGGGAAGAUGUGCAGUGGUCACAAACUGGUGUUUGGAUAGCUGGAAAAGAAUACCCACUUGCACGGGUGCAUUUUCUCUCCCCAAAUUAGACCAAGUUGUGAUACUUAUGUAUGUACAAGUAAAUUAUGUAUAAUGCAUAUGUUGACGCCCUUUUCUGUC